This is a messenger RNA of Paracoccidioides brasiliensis Pb18, 2139 nucleotides long. RefSeq lists its product as uncharacterized. Gene Ontology annotation, biological process: activation of GTPase activity. The record is from RefSeq and is a predicted model, not a curated record. Bases 1 to 2139 code for a protein of 712 amino acids. The transcript has 6 exons. Gene Ontology annotation, molecular function: GTPase activator activity.
AUGAAAGCUGUGGAUGAAGCUCGAAAACGGUGGGAUUCCCUCUUCAACGCUAAUUCUUCGUUGGCCGAGCUUAAGCAAUCAUCGAGAAACAAAGAUGGCAGUAAUCCGUGUGAAGAUGGAUUAAGAUCGGUCGGAAAUCUGAACAGUGGCCAGGCGUUUCUCCUCCACCAAACCGUCGAUACCUCUUCAUGGCCCGGAAAGAUAUCUGAUUCGAGAGCAGCAUAUCUGUCCCUGCGAGAACACUUCCUAAAAUACAUUAACCAUCCAAAUGACCUGCCGUCUACAGCAGACCCAUUGGCGGAGGAUGAUGAGUCUCCGUGGCAAUCCCUGCGACGAGAUGAGGCGAUACGGGCGGAAAUACACCAGGAUGUGGAGAGGUGCAUGCAAGAGAACUAUUUCUUUCGAGAACCCACGACAAAAGCACGGAUGCUGGACAUACUGUUCGUAUAUACAAAAUUGAAUCCCGACCUUGGCUACCGACAAGGGAUGCACGAAUUGCUAGCACCUAUCUUGUGGGUUUUAGAACAUGAUGCAAUUAACAAGGAGUUAAUACAAACCACAACCCCUCCUGCUGAUGACGGAGACAUAAUGCUCCAAGUCCUUGAUUCGGAUUAUGUUGAACACGAUGCCUUCACUAUUUUCUGCGCCAUCAUGCAGACGGCAAAACUGUUUUACGAACAAGAGCCGAAAAGGUUCCCUGGGGGUCAAUCAGAUGUCUCACCCAUCGUUGCCCGGAGCCGGUAUAUACAUCAGGUUGUGCUCAGGGUGGUUGAUCUGGAGUUGGCAAAUCAUUUGCAGAGCACGGAUAUUCUUCCACAGAUAUUUUUAACCCGCUGGAUCCGCCUGUUAUUCGGGCGGGAAUUCCCAUUCAAAGAAGUACUUAGUAUUUGGGAUAUGUUAUUUGCUGAAAACAUGCGAAUUGAGCUCAUAGAUGCAAUAUGCGUCGCGAUGCUCCUACGGAUCAGGUGGCAAUUACUCGACGCGGAUUACUCUUCCUCCCUACGAUUGCUACUCCAAUAUCCGUCGCCAAUGCCCUAUAAACCAAUAACAUUUGUGGAAGAUGCUCUCUUUCUUGAGCAAAACCAAGACUGCGAAGGCGCAACAUUACUUAUACAGAAGUAUUCCGGCAAAACACCUGAUCCAAACAAGCAAUGGAAGCCACGAAGCUCUUUGACAGUCCCGCUAUUCACUCCUCGCAGGAAGAAGUCCACAAGCCGAGAGAGGGGUCCGGUGUCCAGCGGUAGUACGUCUCCGAGCGUUUCUUCCGUACGAAUUCACCAACGCCGUCUUGAUUCCUUAUUCCAGGACGUGUCGGAAGGGCUCCAUCGCCGGACAGAGGGAUGGGGCGUCACCAAUGCUGUCCGAGGCGCGAUGGUCGAAGCUAGACGGAAUAUACAAAGCAUCCAAUCCAGCGCAAGCACACCACAGCUCCUGCAGACUGAAAGCUCGAGCCGUGAAUCAACCGACUCGCCACCCAUGAACUUUGCGACGGAGCGUGAAUUGAAUGACAGGAUUUCUGCUCUUGAGAUCCGGAACCAGGCGUUAGCUAGAAUGCUAGGCAACGCCAUCAACGAGCUGCGCAUUCAACAGGAAGACCCAAGCAAAUCUACAACGGAAGCCAUGGAUCUUGCUCUGGCAAAAAUACAAUUUGUCCAGGUAUACCUGGAAGACCCCACAAUUCCCAUUCCUGAAGAGACAAAGCCAACCACGUGGGCGGCAGUGAGCGCCCAUUCAAGCGAGCCUGUUUUAGGAGAGCAUGUGAAGGUAGCAACAACGGCUUUGGCCAAAAAAGAAAGCAACCCUCCCAACGGUGAGCAGAGGCCAGAAAAGAAAUCACCUCUCCAUCCUUUUACUGAAACAAGAGUCUCUGAAGUUGAAAAUAUGUCGAAACCGGUAUCUUUUCGAUCCCCUCCUACAAUGCGUGCGCCACUUUCAGAGUCCUCAUUUUCGUGGAUGUUGGGUGAUGACAAGCUGCGUUCUGGGUUAAUCACAUCCGUGUUGCCUCCUCCGGAGCAGAACCGCAAUUCGGCCACGCUCUUCGGCGACGCUCGGGGUGAUGGGAAGAAGAACGUGACUGGAGAUGAAGAAGAGGGUGUACUCCUUAAUCGAUUACGCCGGGGGCCAGAAAAGCCCCGAUAA